GUGCAUUCCAGACUUCCUCUAUAGCACGUACUUCCUUCACACUUCUGCAGCUAUAAACAGUUUCCUUGAUGUCUCUCCCUAGACAGCGUAACAGGGAAACCUACCUGCAGUAAAUAAAUAAAAAGUGGACACAGGGAUUUACAAUGUUUAGCGCUGUUUUUCUCCUUUGCUGUCAACUGUGUGUCAGUUGGAGCAACGCAAGGCCGUCUGCACGGAAUCUGGGCCCAAUGAACAACAGACCGAUUAUCGGUAUUCUGACGCAGGACGUCGUGGACGAUGAAAUGAAACCGUUCGGGAAGACAUACAUACCCUCUUCAUAUGUGAAGUAUUUAGAAUCAGCGGGGAGCCGGGUUAUGCCCAUCAGGUUGACCCACACUCCUGAAGAGUACGAGGACAUCUUCAAGCGCAUAAAUGGCUUGUUGCUGAUCGGAGGAGCUUCGGAUCUGGAGACGUCUGACUUCUCCAGGGUGGCUCAGAUCUUCUACAGGCUGGCCCUGACGGCCAACGAUUCAGGUGAUGUGUUCCCCAUCUGGGGCACCUGUCUGGGGUUACAGCUGCUGACCUACCUGGUGACAGGAGAGAACCUUCUGACCAAAACUCCGGCUGAGAACAUGGCCCUCCCUCUCAACCUCACAGCAGAGGCCCAUUCCAGUAAGAUGUUCCUGAGUUUUCCCCGCGAGAUUAUGACGGCUCUAACCCACGAGCCUCUGACUGGGAACUUCCACAACUAUGGAGUGACAGAAAAGACUUUCGUGGAUAAUAAGGAGUUGCAGAGUUUCUUCUCCAUCCUGUCCACUAACGUUGCUUCGAAUGGGGCCGUCUUUGUCUCUACAAUGGAAGGGAAGAAAUAUCCAUUUUAUGGAGUCCAGUGGCACCCAGAGGUGAACCGUUUCAUGUGGAAUACUAAGAUGAACUUCCCUCACUCCCCUAAUGCUGUGAGAGUGUCCUCUCUACUGGCUGAAUUCUUUGUCAAUGAAGGCAGGAGAAGUUGGCAUUCCUUCAGCUCACCUGAAGAGGAGGCUGCAUCGCUGAUCUAUAACUACACACCGACCUACUCUGCAAACUUCACAUCUUAUCAACAGAUCUACUUCUUCUGACAGGCUGAACUGACAGGAAAACAAUUUGAUCCCGUGCCCACAUAGGAAAAGAGUUGUCCUGCUAUAAAAAAAAGUUUUAUAUUUUUACAAGUUUUAUAUUCAGGCAAAUGUUGCUGGCUUGUGAUGCAGUUCAAUAAAUAUUGUAUCGUCCUAGUUCUGAAAUUGAAAUACAUAUAUUAAAAAGAAACAGUGUUUCAUGAUUUCAUGAAA
Hypomesus transpacificus is the source of this 1307-nucleotide messenger RNA. RefSeq names its product gamma-glutamyl hydrolase (gene gghl). Bases 144 to 1097 code for a protein of 317 amino acids. The record is from RefSeq and is a predicted model, not a curated record. Gene Ontology annotation, molecular function: gamma-glutamyl-peptidase activity. Gene Ontology annotation, biological process: tetrahydrofolylpolyglutamate metabolic process. The transcript has 9 exons. NCBI's taxonomy places the organism in Eukaryota, Metazoa, Chordata, Actinopteri, Osmeriformes, Osmeridae. Gene Ontology annotation, cellular component: vacuole.